This is a messenger RNA of Cherax quadricarinatus, 2846 nucleotides long. It is a transcript of the gene ThrRS, whose product is annotated as threonine--tRNA ligase. Gene Ontology annotation, cellular component: cytoplasm. Gene Ontology annotation, biological process: threonyl-tRNA aminoacylation. Gene Ontology annotation, molecular function: ATP binding; threonine-tRNA ligase activity. NCBI's taxonomy places the organism in Eukaryota, Metazoa, Arthropoda, Malacostraca, Decapoda, Parastacidae. The record is from RefSeq and is a predicted model, not a curated record.
AUACAAACAAGUGUACGAGAGACUGAGUUAUCAUAUAAAGAGAGAGAGAGUGCGCACACUAAUCUUCUCUUGCCAGGUUGCUUCUCCUGUCUGACGAAAUAGUGAUUCCACGUUACACCCAGUGUCUCAGCCGGACAUAAUGUCUGAAAAUAAGGAGUAUUAUCUGUAAAAUAACUUGCUCAUGGAAACAGUCAACAAAUUUGUUCACAUAAUGGAAUCCUUGGAGCUGGACAUAGCUGCACUUGAUGCUCUGUUGGGUGACCAGAGCUAUGUCAGUGGUUAUCAUCCCACAAAAGCAGAUGUAGCAGCUUGGAGGGCAAUUGGUAAAGUCCCAGAGGCUGACUUUCCUCACGUUGCUCGCUGGUACCACCAUAUUGCCAGCUUUGGUGCCAGCAGUAAAAACUUUCCAGAAGCUUCCAUUACAUUUGUGUUGAAACAGCAGAUUCCAGAAUUAAAACCAAAAGGAACUGCUCCGUUUGUGAGGAAUUCCAUGAAAGAACAGAAAUCAGAGCCUCAGAAAGCAUCUGGAAGUAAAGGUCAGGUGGAGAGUAAAAAGGAAAAAGGUGGAGGAAAUGGCAAGGGUGCAAUAGAGCUGAAUCCAUGGCCAGAUUACAUCCAUGAGCGCCUCAACAUGUGGGACAGACUUAAGAAGGAAGCAGACGAAAUUCUAAAAGCUAAAGUUCCUGAACCCAUUAAAAUUACUUUGCCUGAUGGUGCAGUCAAAGAUGGUAAAUCUUGGCAAACUACUCCAUAUGAAGUAGCCCAAAGUAUCUCUCAGGGUCUGGCAGAAAACACUGUGGUAGCUAAAGUGAAUGGAGAAGUCUGGGAUCUCGAUCGUCCAUUGGAACAAGAUUGCAAGUUAGAGUUGCUCAAGUUUGAUGAUGAUGAGGCAAAAACUGUCUUCUGGCAUUCCUCUGCCCAUAUCUUGGGUGAAGCAUUAGAGCGUGUGUAUGGUGGACACCUUUGUUAUGGACCUCCCAUUGAGGAGGGGUACUACUAUGAUAUGUACACAGAGGGUGCAGGGGUGUCCAACCUGGACUUUCCUGGCAUUGAAGAGGUGAUGAAGAAGAUCACCAAAGAAAAACAACCAUUUGAAAGACUAGAGAUGAAAAAGGAAGAUCUACUCGAGAUGUUUAAAUACAAUAAAUUUAAGGUGCGCUUGUUGAACGAGAAAGUGAAGACUGACACCACCACUGUAUACCGCUGUGGACCUCUCAUUGAUUUGUGCCGAGGUCCACAUGUUCGCCACACUGGGAAGGUUAAAGCCUUUACGGUGACUAAGAACUCUUCGUCAUACUGGGAAGGAAACAGUGAGGCAGAAUCUCUUCAAAGAGUUUACGGGAUCAGCUUCCCCGAUCCAAAACAACUGAAGGAAUGGAAGCAUUUCCAAGAGGAGGCAGCCAAGAGAGAUCACAGAAAAAUUGGUAUUCAGCAGAAGCUUUUCUUCUUCCAUGAGUUAAGUCCUGGUAGUUGUUUCUUCACCCAUCGCGGAGCAUACAUUUACAAUACGUUGAUUGAUUUUAUCCGUGGUGAAUACUGCAAACGAGGUUUCCAAGAGGUUGUGACUCCAAAUGUUUAUAAUACCAAAUUGUGGGAAACUUCUGGUCACUGGCAACAUUAUGCUGAAAAUAUGUUUGCUUUUGAAGUAGAAAAGGAAAAGUAUGCCCUGAAACCUAUGAAUUGUCCUGGGCAUUGCUUAAUGUUUGGAUAUACCAGUCGGUCAUGGCGAGAAUUGCCUCUUCGUAUGGCAGACUUUGGUGUACUCCACCGUAAUGAACUUUCUGGAGCCCUCAGUGGUUUGACUCGAGUACGAAGAUUCCAGCAGGAUGAUGCACACAUCUUCUGUACUCCUGAGAUGAUUCAGAAUGAAAUUAAGGGAUGCCUUGAAUUUUUGUCAGCUGUUUAUAACAUUUUUGGAUUUGACUUUGUACUUAAAUUGUCCACCCGUCCAGAGAAAUUCUUGGGAGAUAUUGCAUUUUGGAAUGAUGCAGAAGAGCAGCUUAAAAACUCCCUUAAUGACUUUGGUAAGGAGUGGAAACUUAACCCUGGUGAUGGUGCCUUUUAUGGUCCAAAAAUUGACAUCGUUGUUACAGAUGCUUUAAGACGGCAACAUCAGUGUGCUACCAUUCAGCUUGAUUUCCAGCUUCCAAUUCGUUUUGACUUGCAAUAUGUGUCAGAGACUGGAGAAAAGAAGCGUCCUGUAAUCAUUCACCGUGCUGUUUUAGGUUCUGUGGAGCGAAUGAUUGCCAUCCUAACUGAGUCUUAUGGGGGAAAAUGGCCAUUUUGGUUAUCCCCUCGCCAGUGCAUGGUUAUACCUGUGGCUCCACCCUUCGAUGAUUAUGCAAAGAAUGUUUCUAAGCAGCUUCAUGAUGCUGGGUUCCAGGCAGACUAUGACACUGAUCCUGGUGACACCAUGAAUAAAAAAAUAAGAAAUGCACAGCUUGAGCAGUACAAUUUCAUUUUUGUGGUUGGAGAAAAAGAGAAGACCAACAAUACUCUCAACGUGCGUACUCGUGACAACAAGGUACAUGGUGAGCACAGUAUUCCAGAUGUCAUACAAAAGUUGUCUGUUCUUAAAGCUGACCGUGUAAAAAACUGGGAAGAUUCAUUUUGAUAUGAGUUAAAGUACUUAAUAUAAUACUUCAUAUGCGGUAAGUGCUAUUAAUUAUUGAUUAAUUAUUGGUUUGACCUAAUUUUUUAGUUAAUGCAUUCCAUCUGAUGAAGUAUUUUGUUUUCAACCCAUGGUAAUUAUUGCAGUACAUUCGUCCCUACAAAUUCUUAGGGGUCACAUUCGUAGAGGUCCGGUGAAAUAAAAAAACCACAAGUAAUACAAAAUUAACCCUGUA